This is a messenger RNA of Rhizophagus irregularis DAOM 181602=DAOM 197198, 2205 nucleotides long. Lineage: Eukaryota; Fungi; Glomeromycota; Glomeromycetes; Glomerales; Glomeraceae. The record is from RefSeq and is a predicted model, not a curated record.
AUGAAUUUAGAAAAAGCCUUUUAUUGGUGUCAAAAAGCAGCAGAAAAUGGUCAUAUUAAAGCAAUGUUUGGUUUAGCCACAUUUUAUGAAAAUGGAGAAGGAACAGAAAAAAAUUUAGAAAAAGCUAUUCAUUGGUACCAAAAAGCAGCAGAAAAUGGUAUUAAAGAAGCAAUGUUUAAUUUAGCCAUACAUUAUGAAAAAGAAAAAGGAAUAGAGAGUAAUUUAGAAAAAGCAUUUUAUUGGUAUCAAAAAGCAGCAGAAAAUGGUGUUAAAGAAGCAAUGUUCAGUUUAAUCACAUGUUAUAAAGAUGAAGAAGGAACAGAAAUGAAUUUAGAAAAAGCCUUUUAUUGGUGUCAAAAAGCAGCAGAAAAUGGUCAUAUUAAAGCUAUGUAUAAUUUGGUCAUAUAUUAUGAAAAUGGAGAAGGAACAGAAAAGAAUUUAGAAAAAGCCUUUUAUUGGUGUCAAAAAGCAGCAGAAAAUGGUAUUAAAGAAGCAAUGUUUAAUUUAGCCACAUUUUAUGAAAAUGGAGAAGGAACAGAAAAAAAUUUAGAAAAAGCCAUUCAUUGGUACCAAAAAGCAGCAGAAAAUGAUGUUAAAGAAGCAAUGUUUAAUUUAGCCAUAAUUUAUGAAAAUGGAGAAGGAACAGAAAAGAAUUUAGAAAAAGCUUUUCAUUGGUGCCAAAAAUCAGCAGAAAAUGGGGUUAAAGAAGCAAUGUUCAGUUUAGCCGAAUGUUAUGAAAAUGGGGAAGGAACAGAAAAAAAUUUAGAAAAAGCCUUCCAUUGGUACCAUAAAGCAGCAGAAAAUGGUCAUAUUAAAGCAAUGACUAAUUUAGCCAUAUGUUAUGAAAAAGAAAAAGGAACAGAAAGCAAUUUGGAAAAAGUAUUUUAUUGUCAUCAAAAAGUGUCAGAAAGUAACAAAGUGAAUCCUAAAAAUGAAUCUGAAUUAUGUAAUGAAUGCAAACAGCCAUAUACUGUUUACUGGUGGUGUCAAAAAUGUAAUUCUAAACGAUUUCAACAAGAUUUUUCAAAUUGGACUAGUAAAAAUGAAUUUAUUGAUAAAUUUAUUCAAAGAGCACAACUAAAUGCUAAAAAUAGUUAUGAAAUUUUAGAAUGGAUACCUUAUAAUAAAUUGACAAAUAUUAAUUAUUAUGAUAAAGGAGGAUUCAGUGAUAUUCAUAAAGCUAUCUGGUCAGAUGGACCUAUUUAUGGUUGGAAUUUUGAUAAAGAACAAUGGAAUAGACAAACAGAUUAUGAAGUCAUUCUUAAAACACUUAAUAAUUCAUCAAGUUUAAAUAGCAAAUUUCUGGAUGAGUGGAAAUAUCAUUAUAAUUGCCAGAAAAAAUCAUUUUCAAAAUUUAUUCAAUUCUUUGGAAUUACCCAAGAUCCAAAAAAUUUGAAUUAUAUAAUAAUAAUGAGUUAUGCAAAAAAAGGAAAUUUGAGAAAAUGUUUAUCUGAUAUAAUUAAAUUUAGGUGGCAAGAAAAGUUACAAUUAUUGGAAAAAAUUGUAUUAGGACUAAAAGUAAUCCAUGAAUCAAAUUUAAUUCAUGGUGAUUUUCAUGAUGGUAAUAUUUUAAUGUCGGAUGACUAUGAAUUAUUUAUUAUUGAUUUAGGAUUAUGUAAACCUAUAAGUGAUUUACAAGAUUCUGACAAUAAAUUUAAUGAAGUCUAUGGAGUUUUGCCUUAUAUGGCGCCUGAAAUAUUAAGAAAAAAACCCUAUACUUCAGCAAGUGAUAUUUAUAGCUUUUCAAUGAUAAUGUGGGAAUUUACAUCAGGUAUUCCUCCAUUUUAUCGUAAAGCACAUGAUCAUCACCUUACCUUGAGUAUUUGUGAAGGAGAACGUCCUGAAAUUAUAAAAAAUACUCCAAGAUGCUAUAUUAAUUUAAUGAAAAAAUGUUGGAAUUCAGAUCCUUUCAAAAGACCAACCACAAUAAUGCUUGAACAUAUUAUAUCUAAAUGGAUUAGAAGUAUUAAUAAAUUUUAUGAGGUAAACAGGGAUGAAAAUUAUGAAUUUAGAGUAUCUAAUAUUGAUAAACAAUUAAGAAAUGACAUGUUGGAAUUUGUAGAAGCAAACAAAGCUUUAGUACAAGGACAAGAAUGUACUUCUAUUACACAACAUCAUUCACAAGCAUAUUAUACAAGUCGCAGGCUUACUGAAAUUUUAGUUCAAGAAGAUUCUGAAUGUUUAGAAUGUAUAAUUAAAAAUUAA